Molecule: messenger RNA, 4385 nt
Organism: Pelobates fuscus (common spadefoot toad)
Lineage: Eukaryota; Metazoa; Chordata; Amphibia; Anura; Pelobatidae
Gene: RHOBTB2
Product: Rho related BTB domain containing 2
Exons: 10
Coding region: 701-2746 (681 amino acids)
Biological process (GO): small GTPase-mediated signal transduction; cortical cytoskeleton organization; regulation of actin cytoskeleton organization
Cellular component (GO): cytoplasmic vesicle; cell projection; cytoskeleton
Molecular function (GO): protein kinase binding; GTPase activity; GTP binding
Source: RefSeq, a predicted model, not a curated record
AAAUCAGGAGUCGCAACCUGCUCCCAUCACUGCUAUAUACACACUCACAAUGACACAGGAUUAUAGACGCUAUGAUACACAGAAACAGCUAUACUUACAAUGACACACAGAAACAGGUACACAUAUUGAUACAUAAAACCAUAAUAAUUAAGAUCUAGACACACAGUGGCAGAGAUACAUGCACGUACAAUGUAACUCACACCAUCUUCAUCACAUACAGAACACGCUUACACACACACACACACACACACACAUACAUACACUCAUACUGCCACAAUGUAACACAGAUGCACUUAAAUAUUAAUAAUAUAUUUCACAUAGAUUUAUAGAACUAUGCUGUAUAAAUAUAUAUUUAGAAAUAUAACGACACAUUUAUAUAUUUGGUACUAAAUAAUGAUACAUGCAACCAAGCAUAAAUUAACAUACACACACAUCUUCAUAAAAAUUAUCACAAAUCCAAACACAUACAUAUACACCAACAGAAACACAACUAUAUAUUAAUAUCAAGUCAUAUUUAUAUACACAUACACAUAGCCAAGCCUAUGCUUGUACACUUGUAAAUAGAUUUACAUUAGCACACGCGUAACCCUUGACCACCGUUUUCAGAUCUGAGGAGAAGAUGCGUGGGUGACGUCACCAUGGCUGCCAUGUAUGGGACAAGGCCUAACUGGGAUUGGGAUCCCAGCUGCUGGACACUGAUAUGGAUUAUGAGCGCCCAAACGUUGAGACAAUAAAAUGCGUUGUGGUCGGAGACAAUGCAGUGGGGAAAACGCGUCUGAUCUGUGCUAGGGCAUGUAAUGCCACCCUGACCCAGUACCAGCUCCUGGCUACCCAUGUGCCUACUGUCUGGGCUAUAGAUCAGUACAGAGUAUGUCAGGAGGUGCUAGAAAGAUCCCGUGAUGUAGUAGAUGAUGUUAGUGUGUCACUGCGCCUUUGGGACACAUUUGGUGAUCAUCAUAAAGACAGACGUUUUGCCUAUGGAAGAUCCGAUGUGGUGGUUCUUUGCUUUUCUAUUGCAAACCCCAACUCCCUUCAGCAUGUACAGACUAUGUGGUACCCUGAGAUCAAGCAUUUUUGCCCCCGUGCUCCUGUCAUUUUGGUUGGAUGUCAACUAGACUUACGCUACGCAGAUCUGGAGGCUGUGAAUCGUGCUCGUCGCCCACUUGCAAGGCCAAUCCGCCCACAGGAGAUCCUGCCACCAGAAAAGGGCCGUGAAGUAGCCAAAGAAUUGGGAAUACCAUACUACGAGACAAGUGUGGUGGCACAAUGCGGCAUAAAGGAAGUGUUUGAUAAUGCCAUACGAUCAGCCCUCAUAUCUCGCCGCCAUCUACAGUUUUGGAAGUCACAUUUACGAAGUGUGCGUAGACCGCUUCCGCAGGCCCCCUUCUUGCCUCCUCGGCCUCCUCCUCCUGUUAUCAUUGUACCUGACCCCCCUGCUCAAAGUGAAGAUCACCCUGCACGGCUAUUGGAAGAGGCAUCCUGUGCUGAUGUGGUAUUGGUGGUUCAAGAGAGAAUCCGUAUAUAUGCCCAUCGCAUCUACCUCUCUACAGCCUCUUCCAAAUUUUGUGACCUUUUUCUAAUGGAGGACAGUGACCCUCCAGCACAAGCCAGAGACCCCUUACUACGGGCCUCCAGCUUUGAUGCUUGUGAGGGUCCUGGGGAAACAGAGGGUGGAGGUAUGCGAACAUCAGCCAGUGAUGGCACUUUGGGGAGGGAUGGAGGCCGGGAUCUAUCUGGAUGGAGCAGGGCUUUUGAAAGCAUCCACAGUGGUGUAAUGGAAGAGCCCCCAGGAUAUAGGGCACGAAAAGUGACUGUUGUAAAAAUGGACAGUUCAGUGAGGGCUGGUCCAUUCAGAGCAGUUUUGAAGUAUCUAUACACUGGACAUCUGGAUGAGAGGGAACCUGAACUAAUGGAAGUGGCACACAUAGCAGAACUUUUGGAGGUGUUUGAUCUGCGAAUGAUGGUAGCCAAUAUUUUGAACCGCGAGGCCUUCAUGAACCAGGAGAUCACUAGAGCUUUCCACGUAAGGAGGAGUAACCGGAUUAAAGAGUGUUUAGCAAAAGGGACCUUUUCUGAUGUCACCUUUGUGCUGGAUGAUGGAAGUAUAACAGCCCACAAACCUCUGCUUAUCUCUGGCUGUGACUGGAUGGCAGCUAUGUUUGGUGGACCUUUCCUGGAGAGCAGCACCAGUGAGGUGGUGGUUCCUUACACCUCCAGAAGCAGCAUGCGAGCAGUGCUGGAGUAUCUGUAUACUGGGCAAUUCACUGCCGGGUCAGACCUAGAACCGUUGGACCUCAUCAUACUGGCAAACAGGCUUUGCCUUCCACACCUUGUGGCACUAACAGAACAGCACACUGUGUCGGUCAUGCUGGACGCCUCCCUCAAUAAUAAAGACAUUGAUGGAGAGGCACUCAUGUUACUGGAGGCUGCACAGUUUCAUGGAGCACAACAGCUAGCUGCUUGGUGCAUGCAUCAUAUCUCAACCAACUACAACCGUGUGUGCAGAAAAUUUCCCAGGGACAUCAAGGCUGUGUCUGCAGAGAACCAGCAGAUGCUGGAGGCUCAGCGCUGGCCUCCUGUGUGGUACCUUAAGGAAGAGGACCAUUUCCAGAGGGCUCAGAGAGAACGUGACAAAGAGGCAGCCCUUCAUCACAAGAGACAACCCAAGAGGCGCUGGUUGUUCUGGAACAGCUCCGACACAGGUUCUCCUGCAUCUCCCACUACUCCUUCAUCUGCUGUAGGCUGAGACAUAACCCUCUUUUUCAAAAGCUUCUCCCCUUAACAACAAGCUGUGUGUCUUGAGAAAGGGUGCGCUACUCAUGUUUGUGUCUGAGACUUAUGUAAAUGAAUGAGCAUAUAGUUAAAUUUACUGUGAGAAAGAUACUGGAGUGGACAUGAAUAUAAAGACAAAAACAAUGUCAUAUAAACAUAACUCAGCACCAAUGCUAAAGAUUAAACAAAAAGAUAUAGAAAGAAAACAUUGAGCUUUUUUGGAAAAAUAUAUAUAAAUAGUUUUAGUAAUUUUAAUUAUGAAAACAUAUAUAGAAUAUUUUUUUUUAUGAGUAAAAUUACCAUUUUUGUAAACGUACAACCAAUCAGUUGACAGGCUUCAUCUGAUAUAAUAAUUCUAAAUAACUACUUGCAUAUUCUCCCCAAAUUUUUAAUGGCAACUAAUUUUAUUGUUUAAAAAUAUGUAAAGACAUACCAGUGACACAAACUCCACCAAUACAGCAUAAUGACUUACAAGUAAGUUUUACCAUCAUAUACAAUUACGGUCAGUACAUCCAUUACUAUAAGGUGGACACAAAUAACUUAUGGUAAAUAUAAAAAUAUAAAUCUCACCAAGGUUUUAUAGGCCCUGACUGUACUGUAAAAAUACUGCAAUCUUUUUUCUUGGGCUAGGCAGAGGGAGGGACACAUUAAAACAUGUAUACAUUAUAAUAAAGUGAUAGGCUGACUAAAGGUUACAAUUAAGUAACUUGAUGAGAUAUUGAACAUGUUAAUUCUGUACUAGCAGUUAGGUGAGCUCUGCAACCCUGAUAUAUUACAGCAUUUUACUGGCAAAAUUGUGUAAAGGUGUAUGGUUUAAUGAGUGAUUGUUACCUAGUGUGUCAUUUUGUCGGUAUGUUGUUUGUGGUUGAUUUAUUAUUUAAACUAGAAUUUCAGAAACAUGCUUGUGCACAUAAGGAAAAAAAAGUCACAUGAUAAGAAAUUAAAUUAGUUUGGAGAUCUAUUUACAAACCAUAUUCAUUAUUCUUCAAAUAAUGCAGUGAUAAUCUUUUUUUUUUUUUUUGGUCAGGUUUCUUAACCCUGUAAUUUCCAACAAUGAGUAUAAGUGGCUUAGGUCUUUUUUGUUUUGCAGUGCAAAAACAAAAUGAAUUAAAGUCCAUUUACUCUCCUGGACUCUGUGCUAGUAUGGAAUAUCCUGUAUAUUUUGUGUGUCCAGAUUUUAAUAAACACAAAAAGGAAUUGUGAGCACACCCGGAACAUGCAUUUUGUAGGAAUGGUGCUACCGUAGUGACCAAAAUUCAUGCAUAAUACAGAUUAAGUAACAUUUUUAAAUCGCCUACCUCAACAAAUAAAUAUGGGGGUUCAGUUCCACCAAAUGGCUAUAUUGUGUUACGCGCGAUAUCAGUAGGUCCGACACCAAUUCCAAACGUGGGAGGCAAAUUAAAUAGUGCUAGUGCUAAAUAAGCUAAAGUGUAUUUAAUUAAUCUAUUGUGAUUUGAAUAAAAUAUUCUAUUUUAAAGUUUUUUUUUUGUUAUGACAAAAUCAUAAUGUCAUUGGCCUUUAAAGAAACACUAUGGCGUUAGGAAUACAAAUCUGUAUUCCUAACGAUAGUCUCCCCCUCACCAGGUGCAGUAAAAUGUUAAACGUUUUACUAA